Messenger RNA from Saccoglossus kowalevskii, 2129 nucleotides. RefSeq lists its product as uncharacterized. Gene Ontology annotation, molecular function: RNA polymerase II cis-regulatory region sequence-specific DNA binding; DNA-binding transcription factor activity, RNA polymerase II-specific. The record is from RefSeq and is a predicted model, not a curated record. Gene Ontology annotation, biological process: cell fate commitment; regulation of transcription by RNA polymerase II. Gene Ontology annotation, cellular component: nucleus. NCBI's taxonomy places the organism in Eukaryota, Metazoa, Hemichordata, Enteropneusta, Harrimaniidae.
UGCAAACAGUCACAAUCGGUCUCCCAGCGAAAAACCACACUGCCAAAUGUUGACGCUGAGAGAAUAUUAUGUGUUUGUGCUCUGUUCAACAUUGUUCUAAUCUCAACAACUGAGUUGUCAUUCAGCAUAUCUCAGAGUUGCUAUGGCAACUAAACACGGCAUUGCUAAUGACACCGAACUUCCAGUGAAAAGAGAAAAGUUGGAUUCUAACGAGGAAGGAGUAACAAGAAUAGGUAUCGAUAUGCCAGAUAGCGGUAACAUACACCGAAUUAUGAAUAACCGUGAGAAACAUGACGACGUUGAUGGUAACACUGCCGAGAAUGGGUUUCGUAAUAAAGAGCAGCAAGUAGUUAAUGAUUCCAUACGACAAAGGGAACGGCAACUUGAGGGGAUGAUUCACCAACUGCAAGGUUUACGAGAACAGUUGCUGGCCCAACAGCAGGAGAACAAUGAGCUACAGAAAGAUCAGCUGCAGAAACAGCAACAGCAGAUUGAAAUUCAACGACAACAACAAGAAAUGAUACAGAUGCAACAACAGCAAUUACUGCAGCAGCAACAGAAAAUACAGGUUCUGCAGCAACAGAUACAAGAGUCCACACAGAACUCUCCCAGUCCAUAUGUCCGACUGAUUCCUGUGUAUCCGUCUGACAUAGGACAUGCGGCCUCCCUAGGAGUACUGCCAGACGGUGUACACCAGAACAUGCUUGUACGCCCUCAACCAUCUCCUAAGAUGGAUCAGCGUCCAUCAGGGGUUAUCAUUGACAAAUCAAAAAAUGCUAUAUCCUGCGCAUCGCUCACUCGGUUCUCAGAACAUGCACCUGUGACAACUACGCCGAUGGGAUUUCGUAGUCACCCUCAGGGCUUGUUAACAAUACCAAGCGUCACUCCGACACCACAAGCAAUCCCCUCAACUCUUGGAGGAGCUAAGAGCGCACUCCAAAGCCUCCUCACAAAUCCACAGCCACUGAAUCUUUCAAAACCAUCCAAAGUUAAUGACUCUGACAAUAUAACAACAACCACUGCCAGUGUGACUUCUCCAAAACUUGCCAGUACAACCGCGGAUUUGUCAAAAGUGCCGCAGGUUACAUCGCCAAAGCGUUAUAUAGUUCAUGAACCGGACAUGGUGUCUGAAGCAAUACGCCAAGCUCGCCAACUGAAACAGAAAACUGAAUUGGAACGCAUGUUAGGUCCUAAACUUGAAGUGGGUACUGGGCACAACUUUCUUGGUAAUUACCCUCACAGCUUCCUUCCAGGACAACACAAGGAGCAGGCUAUGUCUCCAGGUAGCUGCAGUCAGAGCUCUAUCAGUAGUGGUUCCAGUAUUGAUAGCAAGGUAAUUGACAAUACCACUGACAAGGAAAGGAUUGCCCUCGAAGCAUUAGCACAAAGAUUUUGUACUCGUACCACCUCCUCAGCCACAUCCUAUCCUGUCAGUGUCAAUGUUAAUGAUGAUUGCGACAAAGCUUACCCAUCGCAUGUAUACUCCACUGCUGGACACGAACACCGUCAGGGAAUGAAGGAUGGCAGGAUGGUGAUUGACUUGACUGACGAAGAAGAACGAAAUAAACUAGAGCAAAUGUCUCCUAACUCUGCUACCAUAGCUCGCAUGUACCGUGACGGACGUCGUUACCAACCAAAUGAGCCUCACAUCAAGAGACCAAUGAAUGCAUUCAUGGUGUGGGCCAAGGAAGAACGCAAGAAGAUUCUGUCCAUGCAUCCCGAUAUGCACAAUUCAAAUAUUAGUAAAAUACUUGGUGCCAAAUGGAAAGCAAUGUCUAACGCUGACAAGCAGCCAUACUAUGAAGAGCAGGCAAGACUAAGCAAGGCACACCUAGAGAAGUACCCUGAUUAUAAGUACAAACCGCGACCAAAACGUACAUGUAUUGUCGAUGGCAAGAAACUGCGGAUCAGUGAGUACAAAGCACUGAUGAGAGCGAAACGACAAGAGGUACGACAUGUUCUUUACACCAGUGAAGCGCAACGAUUGGCUGUUCAACAUGCCAUUACAUCAUUAAAUGACCAACCUGGCGCCAUAAUGACCACGGCCAACUCUCCACUGAUGGAAAAUCCGUAUAUGCGUUCGCCGGAGUACAUCGAGAUGAACCGGGAUAAUAAAGAUUAGUGACACA